Lithohypha guttulata is the source of this 1632-nucleotide messenger RNA. RefSeq names its product CTP synthase ura7 (gene URA7). Gene Ontology annotation, biological process: pyrimidine nucleobase biosynthetic process; CTP biosynthetic process. The record is from RefSeq and is a predicted model, not a curated record. The transcript has 3 exons. Gene Ontology annotation, molecular function: identical protein binding; CTP synthase activity. The coding region runs from base 1 to 1632 and encodes 543 amino acids. Gene Ontology annotation, cellular component: cytoophidium; cytoplasm. Lineage: Eukaryota; Fungi; Ascomycota; Eurotiomycetes; Chaetothyriales; Trichomeriaceae.
AUGGCACCGACGGAGCACGGUGAGUGUUUCGUCCUUGAUGAUGGUGGUGAGGUCGACCUCGACCUUGGCAACUACGAACGAUAUCUAAACAUUACUCUGACGCACAAUAACAAUAUUACCACCGGCAAAAUUUAUCAGCAUGUGAUAAAUAAGGAACGCAAAGGUGACUACCUAGGUCGAACAGUUCAGAUUGUGCCUCACUUGACCAAUGCGAUACAAGACUGGAUCGAGAAUGUUGCAAAGGUGCCUGUGGAUGACACAGGCGAAGAGCCCGAUGCUUGCAUAAUCGAGCUAGGUGGCACGGUAGGUGACAUUGAAAGCGCUCCUUUCGUUGAAGCAAUGCGACAAUUACGAAGAAGAGCCGGACGGGAUAAUUUCCUACAAAUACAUGUGUCGCUGGUACCUGUUAUAAGUGGUGAGCAGAAGACAAAGCCAACGCAGCAAGCUAUCAGAGAUGUCAGAGCUGCUGGUUUGGCUCCUGACUUGAUUGCUUGCAGAUGCAGCGAACCAUUACAGGAAUCUACCAUCAACAAAGUGGCAAUGUUUUGCCAGGUUGAAUCAGAGCAGGUAGUGGCAGUGCAUGAUGUCCAUUCGACCUACCAUGUACCUUUGCUACUCGAGAAGCAAGGGUUUGUCAAACAACUUUCUAGCUUGUUUCGUUUACAAGAUUCACAAAUACCCCAGUCUCUGGUAGACAAGGGUCAGAAGAUAUGGAGCUCGUGGAAAACGCUAACCACUUCUCAAGAACGAUAUCUAGAGACAGACAAAGUCUCCAUCGCUCUGGUGGGAAAGUACACGAACUUGCAUGACAGCUACUUGUCUGUUAUCAAAUCUUUGGAACACAGUGCAAUGGCAAUCCACCGGAAACUCGAUUUGAGAUGGAUAGACGCUUCAGAGCUCGAGCAAGCAACGCUUGAUGCGCAUCCAGAAAAUUACCACAAGGCAUGGCAUCAGCUAUGCACUGCUGACGGUGUCCUGGUCCCUGGUGGCUUUGGUACCAGAGGCACAGAAGGUAUGAUCAAGGCUGCCCAGUGGGCUCGAACUAAGCCAAAGCCCUACCUCGGUAUAUGUUUAGGCAUGCAGAUUGCUGUUAUCGAGUACGCAAGGAGUAAAUUAGGGCUCAAGGAUGCGACUUCCGAGGAGUUUGAUACUCAGUCCGACAAUAAGCUCGUCAUUUUCAUGCCUGAAAUCGACACGAAGACCAUGGGUGGAAACAUGCGACUAGGAUUACGGCCAACAUUGUUUCAGGACGGUUCAGAAUGGUCGAAGUUACGGAAAAUGUAUGGUGGCGCUCCAGUGAUCAACGAACGACAUCGACACAGGUAUGAGGUGAAUCCUGCUUACAUUGACAAGCUCAGCGCAGCAGGCCUGAAUUUUAUUGGCAAGGAUGACAAGGCAGAGCGAAUGGAAGUUGUGGAACUGAAAGAUCAUCCUUACUUUGUGGGUGUGCAGUUCCACCCCGAAUAUCUGAGUCGCGUGCUGAGACCCAGUCCACCAUAUCUGGGCUUCAUGGCUGCUAGUGCAGGCAUGCUUGAUGCUGUAACCUCGAGAAGACCAUCGAUCAGCUCGGUGAUUGUUAAUGGCGAGGGACAUGACAUCAAUGGCGGCCAUUCGAAUGGAGUGAUGAUGUGA